AUGCUGAUGGGGGCCCGCCCGCCCCUCGCAUUGUACGCCCGCAUCCACAACAUCCACAUGCGAGAGGAGUCCCGCUCCCUGGCCGCCCUGGCCGCGCUGCAGCUGCUGCUGUCCCGCGGCAAGGUGGACGGCGGCCUGCACCCCACGUGGCUCAGGGAGGGCCGGCCCCAGCAGCUGGAGGCGCGCGCCCUGGAGCCCUUUGAGACCGCCCUCCGCAUCCCCGCCCCCCUCCGGCCCAUCCCCCUGCCGCCCGCCGUCGCGGCCGCGGCCGCCGCCAUGGUGCCGCCCGGCUGGCUGGAGGUGCCCUUCAAACAGAACAGUGAGGCGGCGGAGGCGGCGGUCGCGCGGGCGCGCGCAGCGCUGGCUGCCGGCGGUGCGGCCGCUGCGGCCGCCGCUGGGGCCCGGGGUGUGGGCGAGCAGAGAGAGGUGCAGCAGAAGGGGCAGGAGCAGGAGCAGGAGCAGCAACAGCAGGAGCAACAGAAGCAGGAGCAGCAGCAGCAGCAGGAGCAGCAGCAGCAGCAGCAGGAGCAGCAGCAGCAGCACGGCGAGGGCAUCGCCGCGGCCCGCGCGGCGGCGGGGGCGGUGGUGUGGUCGGCGGCGGUCGUCGACGGCGUGCCCGGCAUGCUGGGGGCGGGGGAUUUUGUGGGGGAGCUCGGCUUUGGGGUGCUCACGGCCGGGGUCGUGCCGGAGGGGGCGCCCAUGUUCCCUGUGUGGCUCAAGGGUGCGGGGAUUGGCGGCGGCGACAGCGCUGGCGGCGGCGGCGGCGGCGGCGCUGACUGCGGCGGCGGCGGCGGCGGCAGCGGCGGGGAGGGGAAUGGGGACGGCUGCGAACUGGCGGAGCAGGACGAGCCCUUUAUGGCCCAGGCCGUCCACCUGGGUCAGCUGACCCUGACCCCCAGGGAGGCCGCCCUGCUGCUGGCGGCACAGAGGGCCAUGGAGCGCGGGAUCGCCCUGCAAAAGGUCGGUAUGGGGGUGUUUGGGGCGGAUGGGGAGGGGCCCUCUGCCCUCGACGGCACGUAUGCGGGGGCCGCCAGCGCCGCCGCCCUUCGCAGCCUGCUGCACGGCAGCUGCAGCACCGCCGCGGCGGCUGCCCCCACAAAAGACAGCGACGCCGGCGCGUUGGCCGGCGCUGCCAAAUGCGCCCCAGGCUUUGCCGCGACGCCUGGCGUCGCGGCGCCGGCCGCCCUGGCCGCGCUGCCCUUGGCGGCUGCAGGGGGCGCUGACUCAGGUACAGCCGCAACGGCAGAAGCUUCCGCGGAGGCAGCGGCGGCGGCGGCGCUGGUGCUGGCGCCGCAGCCCUUCAGCCACGGCCAGGCCUCGCGCUUUGCAGGCACGAAUCUGCUGCAAGCUGCGUUUGGCUGGGCCCCCAGCUGGGCGCCGCUGCCAGCUGCAGCAGUGGAGGCCGCAGAGGCGGCCGCGCUUGAAGCCCUGUCUAGCGCAGCAGCAGCGGCAACGGCGCCGGACGGCGGCGCCGACAGCAAUUGUCCGCCCGCCGCCGCGGGCGGCGGCGCGGACGCGAAGGCCGGGGCCGUGGCGGCGGCCGAGGCGGCGCUGCCGCCGCCAGGCGAGGGCUUCGUGCCGUGCGUGUGGCCGGCGGCGGCGGUGUCUUAUCUCAUGGUGCCGAUCAGGAGGCGUGAUCUGGGUGGCGGCAGCAGCAUGGGCAGCGGCGAUGAUGAUCAUGAUGUUAGGGACGAUCCAGUGCUCUCCGCUGCGCUGCGGCCGCCCUACGCCGCCCCGCCCGCCGCCGGCGGCGCCGCGGGCGCUCCAACGGGCCGCGGCAGCCAGGGGCGGGGACAGGCCGGCGGCGGCGAGAGGGUCCAAGGGGGCCAGGUGGGGGAGGACGAGGAGGAGGAUGAGUGCCCCUACGCCAUCGACUGGCUGUUCCUGCGAGAGCUGGCUGUGGGCCCCCUGCCAGCACCCCUGUUCGUCCGCGCGCUUGCCGGGCUGACCAACAGCGGCGGCGACGGCGACGGGCGGCAGCGGGGGCGGGCGCGGAGGCGCCUGGUGGUGGACGCGCUGUGGCCAGCCGCCCGCGCGCUUGCGGAGGGGCCGCCGCUGGUGGGGCCCGCGGAGUGCGCGGCGGCGUGCGCGGUGGGCGCGGCGGGGCUGGCGGCGUGUGAAGUGCUGAGGGCUGGCGUGGUGGCGGAGCUGCGGCAGAGGGUGGUGAUCAGUCAGCAUAGGGGCCAGAUCUGGCGCGUCACAGGCGUCUCCCGAUCCCUCACCGCCUCGACCCCCGGCGUCUUCGGCCCCGCCAGCGCCGCCGAUUAUCUCUCAGAUCACUACGCCGUCGCCAACCUCGGACCGGAACUCCCGCUCCUCGAGGUUCGAUCGGGCCGAGGCAUCUGCGACGGGCGUUGCCUGGGCGUCGGCCCCGCGGUGCGCCGCGCGGCGCAGGCCGCGCACUCGCGGGCGCAGGCGGCCAGCAAGGCGGCGCUGGUGGCAGCCCAAAAGAAGAGGCGGGAGCUCAAGAGGCGGAUGAGGGAGGGGGAAGAGGCCGGCGGCGAGGCGGCCGCAGCGGCGGGGCUGGCAGAAGACGGCCCGCCUGCCGGCGACGCCGCCGGCGGCCUGCGCGCUCUGGGUGCCGCCGCCGCGGCCGGCAAGCGGGCCGGCUCGCAGCUCCAGCGCGCCUGGUGGCGCGAGGACGAGGCCGCGGCGGCCGCGUCUGUGCUGCCGCUCGAGCUCGCCUGGGUGCUGCCGCUGCGGCGGCGGCAGUGGGCCCAGCUGAAUGCGCUGCCUGGCAUGGUGUUCAGGCUGGCGGCGCUGCUGCAGCUUGAGGAAGCUGAGGGGCAUCUGACAGCCGUGCAGCGGCGCGCCGGUGCAGGGGAUGAGCGGGGCGCGCCCACCGGGGAGCAGCAGCAAGCACAGGGCGCAGGGGAGCGGGAGGAGUGUGAGGGGCGCCAGGGCUCUCCAGCAGAGGCGGCUGCGGAGGAGCCGCCCGCGGCGGUUGGAUCUGCCGCGGCGGCAAGCGUCGACGACGGCGGCGGAGGAUGUGCAGACGCCGCAAUGGCAGAGGCAGAGGCGGGGCUUGCCACGCUGCAGCCUGAGGAAGGGGGGGCCGGCGGCCCGGGCGGCCUGAGCGCGGCUGCAGGGCCCGAGGCAGCACCCAGCGGCCAUCUUGGCAUGGCUGGCGGCGCCGAGGGCAUGGCGGCAGGGGGGGCGCCGGUCGCGCCGGGCGGCCGUUUUCGCGAGCAAACGCCGCCGCCGCCGCCGGCCCCUGCGGCGCCGGUGGAGCUGCCCCCUCCGCUGCUGCUGGUGGCCCUCACGACAGUGCAGGCCGGGGAGGGCUUUGACCAGGAGCUGCUGGAGUUCUUGGGUGACGUGCUGCUCAAGUUCCUGGCCUGCAGCUACCUGGUGCAGUCCCGCCCCGAAGCCAAUGAGGGGGAGCUGUCUGUGGAGAAAGCCGCCCUUGUCAGCAACUGGGCCCUGGCGCAGAGGUCGCGCGCCCUGGGCCUGGCAGACCACCUGCGCCUGGUGCCGUUUGAGCCCGUCCCCAGGUGGGGGCCGCGCGCCCUGGCGGCGGCGGCGGAGGGCCCGAUACAAGUGCGCGCGCGGGGCAAGGUCACCGCUGACGUCAUGGAGUCACUCGUGGGCGCGGCCUACGUGACCCACCCGAACACGCGGCGGCUGACCACGGCCCUGCUGGCACGGCCCCCUGAACCAGCGGGCGCUUGCGGGGGAAGCGGCGGCGCUGACCAGGGCGCAGGAGAAGGCGGCGGUGCCAGCCUCGCCCUGCGGCUGCACGCCGCGGGCGUUUGCGGCGUCAGCGGUCCGGCGGGCGAGGCGGCUGCGGCGCCGCCGCUGCCGCUGGCGCCCGGCGGCCUGCUGCAGGCGGCGCGGAUCCCCCCUCCCUCGUCAAAUGCAGAUCCCCUGGAGGUGCUCUCCCGCAAGCCCCGCUGGCGCCAGCCCCCCUCCCUGGCGCACGCCCCCGGCCCCUCGCCCCGCGCCACGGCCGCGGCCGCGCGGCCGCUGGCCCAGGCCGUCAUGGCGGCCCUGGGGGGUUCCUACGUUUUCAGGGACCCCCUGCUGCUGGCGCAGGCGCUGACCCACGUGUCUGUCCUGGGGGCGGCCAGCUACCAGCGGCUGGAGUUCCUGGGAGACGGCUGA
This is a messenger RNA of Monoraphidium neglectum, 4104 nucleotides long. RefSeq lists its product as hypothetical. Gene Ontology annotation, biological process: RNA processing. Lineage: Eukaryota; Viridiplantae; Chlorophyta; Chlorophyceae; Sphaeropleales; Selenastraceae. The coding region runs from base 1 to 4104 and encodes 1367 amino acids. Gene Ontology annotation, molecular function: ribonuclease III activity. The transcript has 14 exons. The record is from RefSeq and is a predicted model, not a curated record.